CGUAAAUGUUAGCAGUUUUUUUAGCCGGUUAGGCGGUAUAGUAGAUAGGUUAUAUACACGCAAAUAAAACCACAAGGAAAUUCAUUGUAAACAAAACACGGCAGAUAUUUUGGCGCGCUGGAGAAUCGCGAUCAAAUGCUAGUCCGUCACUUCCGGAACUAAACACUUACAGGAAAUACUGGACUGUUAGGACGUCGGACUGUUUCCGGUGUGGGACCAACGACUUAUGGAACAGUGAACUGCAACGUUGCAAUAUUUCUUUGAGGAAAAAUGACGUUGUUUCAUUUUGGGAACUGUUUUGCUUUGGCAUAUUUCCCAUAUUUCAUUACCUACAAGUGCAGUGGACUAUCAGAGUACAAUGCUUUUUGGAGAUGUGUUCAGGCUGGUGCUACUUAUCUUUUUGUGCAGCUCUGUAAGAUGCUGUUCCUUGCCACAUUUUUCCCCACCUGGGAAGGUGGUGCUGGUGUGUAUGACUUUGUUGGGGAAUUCAUGAAGGCUACUGUGGAUUUGGCUGACCUUCUGGGAAUUCACUUGGUCAUGUCCAGGAAUGCUGGCAAGGGAGAGUACAAAAUAAUGGUGGCAGCCAUGGGCUGGGCCACUGCAGAGCUAGUCAUGUCCCGGUGUAUACCUUUGUGGGUGGGGGCUCGGGGAAUUGAAUUUGAUUGGAAGUACAUUCAGAUGAGCUUUGAUUCCAACAUCAGCCUGGUGCACUAUAUUGCCAUGGCAGCAGUGGUGUGGAUGUUUACAAGAUACGACCUGCCAAAAAGCUUUCGCCUGCCUGUGACUGUCCUGUUGGGAUUGUGUGUUUAUAAGGCCUUCUUGAUGGAGUUGUUUGUGCAUGUCUUCAUGCUGGGAAGCUGGACGGCGCUGUUGCUGAAGGCUGUGCUCACUGGAGGCAUCUCCCUCUGCUCGCUCUUCCUCUUCAUCAGUCUUGUACAUAGUAACUAAGAAGGCCUCUUUUUGGAUCAUUUAACUUUAUCCUGAAUUCUGAAACACUCUUUUUGGUUAAAUUAUUUUCUAGUGUUUUAUAGUGGCGUGGUCCUUUUAGAACAUUGUGUUGCUUCCAUCUGAUUUAAAAAAUGGAAAUAAACUCCUUCAAAACAAAAUAUACUUUAAAUGUCAACUGCUUAUGUAAAGAAAGUCUCACUGUUCUUAUCUCCUACUGAAUUCACAAUGGUGUAACUAUGUUUUAGAGAGCUUCAGUCUGGAUGAAAAGUGCUUGAGUAAGAGCCACGAAUGUGCACAUAUUGUCUACUGUGGUGAUGAAAUUUAACAGAAAUUCUUCAUUAGUAGUAUGAGCUCUUUUUUUUUUUAGAGAGAACAGAAUUGUGAGAACUGAACUUUAGUAUCCUGCUGACCUUUACAUUAACUGUAUAACUAUCUUUAUACUCAGUUGUAGUUACACUCUAGUUAUUCACCAAAAUCAUGUGUAGCAGGUAAUAAUGUAAUAUUUUUUUCAAUUCUUAAUGUAAUACAAGUUUUUAAUUUAAUAAUCGGCCAGUAACAUAACUUUUUGCAGAUAAUGUAAUAAGUUACAUUAUUAUGUUAUUGGUUCAGAAAAUGUAAGAUAUUAUUGGCCAGUUGUUAUAUUAUUAACUUAUAUUACAUUGCAAAUGGAGACAUUUAUCAUGUUAUUGCUGUUAGUACAUUAUUGGUAGCUGUUACUUUACUGGCUGCUACAUAGUGUCCAAACUAUAUUUAGUCACCCUAAGAAUCUAUGGGCAUAUGUUAAGCUGAUUAAAGAUAUUGACAACAGUGUACUAUCUAAAAGUUAUACAAAUUUCAGUAUAACAGGUAAAUAUGUUGGCUUUUUAUUACCGGAACAAAUGCCUUUCAGUACAGAAUCUAUAUUUCAUCACAUUUUUUCCACAUUUUUUUUACACACACACACCAAUGAGUCAAAACAUUAUGACCACCCCCUUGUGAAGUGAAUCAUGUUAACUAGCUUAUAAAAAUGUGUCAGGGUCUGCAAUAUGUUAGAUGAUAAGCUAACAUACAGUACUUGUCAAUAUGUUGAAUAUAGAAGAAAUUAACUGGGAUAAAGUUUUGAGUGACUUUGACAAGGGCUAAAUCAUUAUGGCCGGAUGACUGAGUCAGAACAUCUCUGAAACAGCAAGGCUUGUGGGGUACUUACAGAGAGUAGUCUGAUGAGGGGAAAGCCACAAACCGCUGAUGGGGUGUUGGGCAGCCAAGACUUAUCGAUCCAAGAUGUGGACAAAAGCUAUCCCCCGUCUGGUACAAAUUAACAGAACAGUUACUGUGGCACAAUGCCAGGUAAUUUUGAUGAUGGUCACAAGAGUACUGUGUCACACAUCACACAGGGCUGCUGUGUAUGGUAUGCAUAUUUAAUAAAAGAUAUAUGGGAUUGUUUCAACAAAAGUUGUUACCAGCACAUACCACUGACGUAGAAGUUAUGUGCUGCACGAGAAACAAUAAACAAUAAACUUAUUGAAUGCACGUACAUAGUAAAGCUAUUAUGACUCGACCCAAUGAAGUAGUUUAAUAUAGCAAAAACUACCAUCAGUGAUGUUUAUAUUAAAAUCACUUUUCAAGUGUAAUUAUCUGGUUGUGUGACAAGCUGUUUUACAGGUGCAGAGAAACGAUUAAAAAAAAAAAAAAUUUU
This is a messenger RNA of Paramormyrops kingsleyae, 2623 nucleotides long. It is a transcript of the gene tmem147, whose product is annotated as transmembrane protein 147. NCBI's taxonomy places the organism in Eukaryota, Metazoa, Chordata, Actinopteri, Osteoglossiformes, Mormyridae. The record is from RefSeq and is a predicted model, not a curated record.